Messenger RNA from Penicillium brasilianum, 990 nucleotides. The record is from the annotation of a GenBank genome assembly. NCBI's taxonomy places the organism in Eukaryota, Fungi, Ascomycota, Eurotiomycetes, Eurotiales, Aspergillaceae.
AUGGACAACAACAUGGAAAUUGAUACCGCGCGGUCGCCCGAACCACACAACCUUUCGCCGACGAGCGACCCCGGCUCCAUACCGACUUUGGAUGGCUGGAUCGAGAGUUUGAUGACGUGCAAGCAACUAGCGGAGGAGGAUGUGCGGCGGCUGUGUGAUCGGGCACGAGAGGUAUUGCAGGAGGAGUCGAACGUGCAGCCAGUGAAAUGCCCAGUCACGGUCUGCGGUGAUAUACACGGUCAAUUCCACGAUCUAAUGGAGCUCUUCCGUAUCGGCGGUCCCAAUCCGGAUACAAACUAUCUUUUCAUGGGUGACUACGUUGAUCGUGGUUACUAUUCCGUCGAGACUGUGACUCUUCUGGUCUGCCUGAAGAUUCGUUACCCCCAGCGUAUUACCAUCCUUCGUGGUAACCACGAAUCCCGUCAGAUCACUCAGGUCUACGGUUUCUACGAUGAAUGCCUUCGCAAAUACGGCAACGCCAACGUGUGGAAAUAUUUCACCGACCUUUUCGACUACCUCCCCCUCACUGCUCUCAUUGAAAACCAGAUCUUCUGUCUGCACGGUGGACUGAGCCCGUCCAUCGACACUCUCGACAACAUUCGAUCUCUCGAUCGUAUCCAAGAAGUCCCGCAUGAGGGUCCCAUGUGUGAUCUGCUCUGGAGUGAUCCUGAUGAUCGUUGCGGUUGGGGAAUCUCUCCCCGAGGUGCGGGGUACACAUUCGGACAGGACAUUUCGGAAGCCUUUAACCACAACAACGGCUUGACUCUGGUUGCACGAGCACACCAACUGGUGAUGGAAGGAUAUAACUGGUCGCAGGACCGCAACGUGGUGACGAUUUUCUCAGCACCCAACUAUUGUUACCGCUGCGGCAACCAGGCCGCUAUUAUGGAGAUUGACGAGCAUCUUAAGUACACAUUUCUACAAUUUGACCCUUGCCCCCGAGCGGGAGAACCUAUGGUAUCGAGGCGUACACCCGACUAUUUCCUGUGA